AUGCCUAGUUCUGUGACCAAUGGCCGUGCGGGCGCAGUCCGGUAUGUCGAGGCCCAGUCUAAGCGUGACUCAAGAGCCGGACUAAUCUCUAUGCGAACUUCACGUUUCCGCCGUCCUUGCUGGGGGUGGCUCUUGUUCCGUGCCCAGUCGCCGAAUUCCAAGGAUGUCCUGACCUCGGACAGAGAACAGAAGAUGAUGAAUGGGGUCAAUGCCGAGGGAGGGCUUCAGACAGGACGAGCGCCAAUUGUGACUAAGAGCGAUAACCAGUCUUGA
This is a messenger RNA of Penicillium chermesinum, 273 nucleotides long. RefSeq lists its product as uncharacterized. The record is from RefSeq and is a predicted model, not a curated record. The transcript is spliced from 2 exons. The coding region runs from base 1 to 273 and encodes 90 amino acids. NCBI's taxonomy places the organism in Eukaryota, Fungi, Ascomycota, Eurotiomycetes, Eurotiales, Aspergillaceae.